Molecule: messenger RNA, 1362 nt
Organism: Carlito syrichta (Philippine tarsier)
Lineage: Eukaryota; Metazoa; Chordata; Mammalia; Primates; Tarsiidae
Product: cathepsin L1-like
Exons: 8
Coding region: 76-1077 (333 amino acids)
Biological process (GO): immune response
Cellular component (GO): lysosome
Molecular function (GO): cysteine-type endopeptidase activity
Source: RefSeq, a predicted model, not a curated record
CCGGACCUCAGGAACCCCUUGGCGGCGCCCGCGCAGUGCGCCUGCGCAGCCGCGACCGCUCACAGGUUUUGAAACAUGAAUCCUUCCCUCAUCCUGGCUGCCUUUUGCUUGGGAAUGGCUUCAGCUGCUCCCACACUUGAUGACAGCGUAGAUUCACAAUGGAACCAGUGGAAGGCGAAACACAGGAAAUUAUAUGGAAUGAAUGAAGAAGGAUGGCGGAGAGCAGUGUGGGAGAAGAAUGUGAAACGGAUCGAACAGCACAAUCGGGAAUACAGGGAAGGGAAGCAUGGCUUCACGAUGGCCAUGAACGCCUUUGGGGACAUGACCAAUGAAGAAUACAAGCAGAAGAUGAAUAGCUAUCUACACCAGAAGCACAGGAAGGGGAAAGCGUUCCUGGAGCCUUUGUUUCUUGAGGUACCCAGAUCUGUGGAUUGGAGAGAGAAAGGCUACGUGACUCCUGUGAAGUAUCAGGGUGAAUGUGGUUCGUGUUGGGCUUUUAGUGCAACUGGUGCUCUGGAAGGACAGAUGUUCCGGAAAACUGGUAAACUUAUCUCACUGAGUGAGCAGAACCUAGUGGACUGUUCUCAGGCUCAAGGCAAUGAGGGCUGCAAUGGUGGCCUGAUGGAUAAUGCCUUCCAGUAUAUAAAAGAGAACGGAGGCCUGGACUCUGAGGCAUCCUAUCCAUACACAGGAAAGGAUGAACCCUGUAAGUACAAGCCUGAGUAUUCUGUUGCUAAUGACACUGGCUUCGUGGAUAUCCCUGUUGGAGAGAAGGCCCUGAUGAGGGCAGUGGCGUUUUGGGGGCCCAUCUCUGUUGCUAUCGAUGCAGGCCAUGAGUCCUUCCAGUUCUAUAAAGGAGGUAUUUAUUUUGAGCCAGACUGCAGCAGUGAAAGUUUGGAUCACGGUGUUCUGGUAGUUGGCUACGACUAUGAAGGAACAGAUUCAGAUAACAGUAAAUACUGGAUUGUGAAGAACAGCUGGGGUACAGGCUGGGGCAUGGAUGGCUACGUAAAGAUGGCCAGAGACCGGAAUAACAACUGUGGAAUCGCCUCAGCAGCCAGCUACCCCGUUGUGUGAGCUGAUGAACAGAGCUGAGGAAGGACUCGACUGGGGGAUGGCGCAUCCAGGGGAGGAAUUUAUCUGAAAUCUCGCCGGUGUCUACUGUGUGGGAUACACACUUGAAUCAUUGAUGAUCCAAGAGUGAUUUAAAUUCUGUGAUAUUUGUACACUGGUAAAAUGUUACCUUUAUUUUAAUUACUCCUAUAAACAGCUUUAUAUUGUUUCACUGAAUGACUUUAGAUUUUUAUUUUAGAAGGUUAUGUAAAGUUUUACCUGUUUAAAUAAACUUAGUUUCCAAUGUGC